This is a messenger RNA of Cavenderia fasciculata, 2610 nucleotides long. RefSeq lists its product as uncharacterized. The record is from RefSeq and is a predicted model, not a curated record. The coding region runs from base 1 to 2610 and encodes 869 amino acids. NCBI's taxonomy places the organism in Eukaryota, Evosea, Eumycetozoa, Acytosteliales, Cavenderiaceae. The transcript is spliced from 3 exons.
AUGACAGUAGUUUAUCUUUGCGAAACUCAUCUUUCUUUUUCAAGUUUGUUAAACUAUGACAGCUCUGCACCGAUUAAUUUCAAUAGUUUUGUGUCGAAACAUAGUAACAAAUUGGAUAACUAUGACUUUGUGAAAGAUGAAUUAAAAGAUGGAACCGUCUCGGAUAAAGCAAGACAAAGACUAUACAGAAAACCAUACAACAUCAAACACAUAGCAUUGGAUAGAAUAACACCGUCGAGUGCAAAGAAUAGUAUUCAAUCGUAUCGAUGGUUGGAUGGCAUCAAAGAUAAUAUCUAUCUGCAAGCUAGAUUCGGUUUCAAAUCAACUCUUAUCGAUAGUUUGUUGAAAUUGGAGCAACAAUAUAGUCGUUAUAUUUGGUUUGAUAAAAAGAAUAAUGAUAAUCUUCAACAACAACAACAACAAGAAAGUGGUGAUAGUAAUAAUAAUUAUAAAGUGAUUGGAUUUGUACCAAAUCUAUUCAAGAUAAUAGAGAAUGCAUGUAUUGGUGAACGAGUAGAUAUAGUUGAAUACAUCUAUCACAGAUACCAUCGACACCUUCCAGAGGUAAUAAUGUACAUUUAUCAAUCAUCGAUCAUUCACGGACCAUUGAAAUCAUUUCUAUUCAUCUAUCACCUUCAUCCCGAUCAAUCAUACAUUCGAGAGAUAACCAACUAUGCAAGAUUUAUCGAUCAAGAUGUGUUGUUGUAUUGUUUAUCUAAUUUUGGUAUACCUUCUUUUGGUGAUCAACAAGGAGUAUAUAGAUAUGAUCACCAACCUCCUAGUUGGUAUUAUACAUCACCUAGUUAUGAUGUUGAUAAUAUUACAAUAUCUGAUAUCAUCAUUGAUACUUGCCAAUCUCUUGAUAAUAAUCGAAAUAAUAGUAGCCAAAAUAAUAAUAAUAAUAAUAAUAAUAAUAAUAAUAAUUAUAAUACAAUAUACAACAUUGGCACAUAUCGAGUGGAUGUAGCUCAAUAUAUACAAAGCAUUGGGAAGGCUCAUUAUAGUGCAGUCUCUGACGCAGCAGAACUUAAUAACUUUGAAACAUACAAAUACCUAAAUUCAUUUUAUCAGGAAUCUGUGAUUGAUCAACAAGACGACAAGAUAUUUCCAUUUAUAACACUAGAGUACUUUAAAAUAGUAUUGGAGCCCCGAAAUUCCAUCCCAAAAGAGUUUAUAGAGAAUAUAAUAUCAAGAUCACGAAUAGAUCUAUUGGAAUAUCUAAUCAAUCAAUUUCCAACACACCCAUUCUAUUUCUUUCUCUGGCAAUCAGUUCAUGCUAAAGAUCACUCGAUGGAGAUUGCUAAACUUUUAAUAUCAAAUUUCGAAUUUAAUAAUAAUAAUAAUCAAAAUAAUAAUAAUAAUAUUUAUGUCAUAAAAGAUUGGGUUCGGAUUAAGUUUAAUAAGUGCAACAAAAAAACAAUGAUCUAUUUAUUAAACAAAGCAAUAGAAUACAAAUCAAUUGGAAUAUCAAUAUACAAUCCAAAGGAAGAAGAAAGGAUAGAUUUGGAAGGGAGCAAUGUUGAUAUCGAAAUGAUCGAAUUAAUUUAUCAACUAUUUCCUCCUCCUUGUGUUUGGGAAAAUAUAUCAAAAUGCAUCAACUCGGUGGAAGUGUAUCAUUGGUUCAAGAGUCAUGAUAUAAAGUUUUACCGUUUGAAAGAUUACUCAGUUAGAUCACACAACAAAGAGAUGAUUCAAUUUUUAUUUGUACCAGUAAAACAAGAAUUUUGCCAUUUACAUUCUUCAAGGCAUUAUUUUAAAAGAUUUGUCCAAGACAAUGAACCCAAAUUGGAAGAUGUAACAUUUUUCUAUCAAAUACUUUUCAAAUACUAUAAAUACAACUAUAAUGCACCUCUUGAACCAAAUCAACAAGAAUAUGCAGACACUGCCGAUCAAAUAAUAGCAAGAACAAUCAUUUUAAAAAGUUGGAUAGAAUAUUUCUACACACACUUUCAAUAUGAUACAUUGAAAUAUCUUUUGGAUCAACUACACAUUAUAGAUAGAAAUAUCUAUCUCGGAUAUAUCAUAUGGCGUUUGCCAUUAUAUGAACAUCUAUCAUUGGUACCAUACCUCGUCGAUGAAUAUAUAUCGAGUACAGAGGCAAGGAAAGAAGAAUUUGAGCAUUGUCAUCAAUAUUAUGUGUCGGUAGUUGGCAAAGAUAAUGAUCCUUUUAGGGAAUGGGAAUUGACGAGCGAGGAUGAAAUGGAAAGAGAUCAUCCAAUGAAGAACUUUAAUACCAACAGAACAUCAAUAAUUGACAGAAAAUACAAAGAUCAAGUCGUGCUACUUCAUAACUAUGAUAUCAGACCAAUCAAAACAGAAUACUUUAUCAAAUCACAUUGUACCAAAGAUAAUGAUCACAAAGAUAUGUUGGAUAGUAUUAUUUGGCAAUACGAGGAUGGAUAUCCAUUUGAAAACAGUCACAAACGAUCAUUACAACAUGGAUACAUUGAUAUUGUUAGAUUCUAUCGAUACAACACAACAACACCAACGAACAACAAUAAUGAUGAUGAUCAAUAUGAAUUGACCAACGAUCUUUUAAAAGGACUAUUCUUUAAAAGUUUAGCAUAUUCCAAUCACAUCUAUAACCUAUUGAGUAAUAAUAGGUAUUAA